Trichobilharzia regenti is the source of this 4548-nucleotide messenger RNA. The record is from the annotation of a GenBank genome assembly. Lineage: Eukaryota; Metazoa; Platyhelminthes; Trematoda; Strigeidida; Schistosomatidae.
AUGCCAACCCAUCGUAAACAAAAAGCUCAUCUCAUGGCCAAUUAUAAACAUCAUGAAGAAUGUAUGGAAAAGCGUUUAUGGAGUGUAUUUUUCGGUAUCUCGUUAGGAUGUUUCUUUGGCGGAAUUAUAAUCAUCCUACUCUACCGAAUAUUAAUACGUAUCAUUUACGUAUAUUUACAAAAUAAAUCGCCAACCUCCACUGCGCAUCAUUCUGAAAUUCCAAUUCAAACAAAUCCUUCCAAUGACAAUAAGAUGAAGAAAAAGCCUGAUAACUUUGAACUUAAUUCAACACUCAAUAAUAAAAAUAAUCGUAUCAGUUCAAUCACACUGGAAAAAUACGAUCAACAAAGCAUUACCACUAUUACUAAUACACCUCUUCCUGCCCCUCAUAAUAAUUAUAAGUCUCUGUCUUCACGUUGUUCCCACUGGUGGACAACUAGCAUUCAACUUGCAUUGAUUAAAGGUCGUUGGUGGGCUAUCCGACUAGUCAGUUAUGAUUGGAUACCUGGACGAAUAUUUAUCGCUUUAUCAAUGAUAUUCAGCCUUACAUCAUUUAGUAUAUAUGCCUAUGAAGCAACUGUAUGGCCAUUGGAGAUUGAAAAAUGCGGUCAUAAAGGUCGACGUCUACGGCUACUGGAUUUUGCAAUGAAUAUCUUUUUUCUGUUGCACUUCAUUGUACGAUUGAUUGCCUCAUCGGAUGCACUAGUCUUUUGGAUUGAAUGGUACUCAAUAUUGGAUUAUUUGACAGUGCCACCAACACUAGUUGGUUUCUUUAUCAAACGAACAUGGAUUGGUUUUCGUUUUGUACGAAUUUUUCGUCUGUGUAAUCUCCCUGAAGUGUUGAACAAUUUGAAUGUGAUUAAAUCUGCAUCAAGUUUACGUAUGUGCCAACUGUGUACCCUAUUCAUAUCGAUAUGGUUCGCUGGGGCGGGUUGCUUCCAUCUAUUUGAGAAUACUGGCAACCUAUUUGGAUCGAGUGUUUAUAAUGUUAGCCAACCGUUGGCGUAUACAGCUUCAUUGUAUUUUACAAUUGUAACAAUGUCAACUGUAGGGUAUGGAGAUAUCGUACCACAGACAUAUCUUGGUCGUGCUUUCAUUUCCUUGUUUAUUCUAUUCGCCUUGGCGACAUUUGCGAGUGCUAUUCCAGAAAUUGUUGAUAUGUUUUUCAAUGUUAGUAAGUAUUCUGGGGUGUACAAGAAACGUGAGGGUAAAUCUCAUAUUGUUGUGUGUGGAGAUAUUACAACAGAUUCGGUGAGAACAUUUUUAAAUGAUUUUCUACAUGAAGACAGGCAAAUAUCAGAUGUUGAGGUGGUCUUUAUUAAUCGAUCGAAACCAGAUUUACAGCUGGAAAAUUUGUUGAGAUUGCAUUUUUUACGAGUGAAGUAUUUUCGGGGAACUGUUAUGGAUCAUGCAGAUUUACAACGUGUAAAAAUGGAUAGUGCUGAUGCUUGUCUUAUAUUGGCUUCUGCGACAACUGUUGAUCCGCAUCAAACUGAUGCAGAGAAUAUAAUGCGUGUUAUCGCUGUGAAAAAUUUUGCCAGUCAUGUUCGAGUGAUUGUUCAACUUCUGCAAACAGAAAAUAAGGCAUAUCUAUUGAACAGUCCCUAUUGGAAUUGGGAUAGUGGUGAUGAAAUCGUUUGUUUCAGUGAACUGAAAUUAGGCUUUUUAGCUCAAAGUUGUAUUGCUCCAGGUUUUUCAACCCUUGUUACCAAUCUAUUUACAAUGCAUUCUAUACGUGGACUUAAAGAAGCUGCAAAAUUCGCUAAAAUUUAUGUGAAUCAACCAAAGGUUGGAAAAAAACAACGCAACAUCCUUAAUAAUAAAUCGCCUUCUCCAUCACAAACGAAUCCAUUAGCUUCAACUUCUAACAGUGUGGUUCUACGCAAACCGCCUACAUCUACACCAAAACCAUUGACUACUACUGACAGUCGACAUUGUUCACAAGUUCCAUCUUUCACUAGUAAAGAUAAAGGAAGAACAAGGAAAUGGUUAAGUAAACUUCCACGAAUGGUGACAUCAUUGUUUAAACCUAAAGCCAGUGGAGUCCAGCACCACCACCACCACCAUCUGUCAUCAACAACUGACUCUAGACCGACAUCAAUGCAGUAUUCAGUGUCGACAUCACCAAAACUCCUGGAUACUGAAUCGUUGAUUGGCUAUCAAACUAGUUCACUACUAUUAGAUUCAGAUAAUUGGGUUUAUAAUUAUUUACAAGGUGCUAGUAUGGAAAUUUAUUCAGCUAAAUUUUCAAUGGCAUUCGACGGUUUACACUUCACUGAUGCUGCUAUUCUCUGUCGAAAGUAUCUGGACUUAUUAUUGAUUGCUGUAGUAGCUAAAAUACCAGAUCUGCAGUCGGUGAGUAGAAUAUCAGCGAUUUCACUUCACCUGGUAGUCAUGUCAAUAUUUUUGCAGGAUGAUGGUGACGAUGCUGACGAGGGCGGGGAGGAUGGUGAUGGUGAUGGUGAUGAAGAUGAUGACGACGAGAAUGGAGAUAACGACGAGGAUGAAGAUAUCAAUGAGAAUAAAUACUACCUGGCUGUUUCACCGACUCUUGAUAAAAAUGUUAUCAUUAAUUAUGGUAGUGUAGGAUUUUUUAUUUGUGAUUCACAAGAAAAUGCUAAUAAAGUCUCAUUUUAUUGUCUAACCUGUCAUGUCAAUAAUAAUGAUGAUAAUAAUAAUAAUAAAAACGACAACGAUGAUGAUAAUUCAUCACUUACACAAUAUCCUACAGCUAACAUUAAACCUUGUUCAUGUCAAUUGAAAUCACAAAAGUCAAGUUUAAAAAUUCGCGCCAGCGCGCUUUUCAAAUUCAAAAGAGACUCAUAUCAUCCUCAAUCAACAAAGUCACAUCGAAGUGAUAAAGAAGAAGAACUGUCGAGUAAUGUAAAUUUAUGUCCAGCAAUACCAGAAUUAGUAGAAGAGUCUGAGAAAACACCAACCACUGAUUCUCCAACAGUGACGGAGAAAGAAAUUGAAGAACAAAACCGGAAUGAGUCGACUGGAGUUGCAGGGACUCUGAAGAAUAGAACACUAUCACGUAGAAGUAGUCUACAAUCAGCUUAUGAUACAGAAGAACACUAUCAUGAUGCAAAAAGUGGAACACAGCCUAGACGGCUGAGUGAUACAGAAAUUCAGUCAAGAAUGUCUGUUAUCUCACCGGCAAAUGAAUUUGAUAUUACAGGUAUGUACUACUAUUGUAAACAUCAAAAAUUCGAGGAUAAACUAAUCACAUCAAAUUCAUCAACAAUCAUUAAAUCACAAGAUUUAUACAAUCAUAUUCUUGUAUUAUAUCCACUCGCUGGUAGUCCAUUGUCUCGAGCCGAUUUAAGAGCUGCACGUAUACAAUAUGCCUCAGUUUGUGUUAUACUGAGCUCAAGAGGAACAAUUAAACUCGAUGACCCAUAUAUGCUUGAUAAAGAGGUGAUAUUAUGCACGCUGAAUAUACGGGCUAUGAAAUUUGCAACAUUUUCUAGAUACAACAACAGUAACAACAUAUUUUCAAAAAAUAUUAAACGUCGUAGUGGUGCAGAGAUACCACUGAUUACUGAAUUAAUGACCGACAAUAAUAUCCACUACCUGGAUCCAGAUCAUUCAGGUGGUGUACAGAUCAGUGCAUCGUUGACAGCACCAUUCGCUAGAGGUAUAGCCUUUACUAGUUCUGUUCUGGAUGUUCUUGCUAGUACAGCCUAUUUUGAUCGUAAUUCAAUGACACUGAUACGUCAUCUUGUCACAGGUGGUGUUACACCGGCUUUAGAACAAUGGUUGGCUGAAGGUGGCGGUCUCAUUGGUUUUCAUGAUUGGCAAACAAAAGGUGGGAAACGACGUUCAUUGACGAGUAAAAUUCAAAAGAAUAGAAUCUCCUUAUUAUUUUUUCCUGGUUUUUAUGAAACACGUCAACGACCCAGAAUUGAACAAAUUCCAUUAAUGGAUCCACGUUUACUAAAGCCAUCUAAUAAUGAUGGUGAUAAACGUUUAUUUCGUUGUUAUGGUGAUUUAUUUUGUCAUGCUAUCAGAGAACAUGGAAUUCUAUGCCUUGGGAUUUAUCGUCUCUCUUGUCAUCCAUCACCAUCUGAUCCGCCUAAUCGUUUAGUUACUGUUCCAAGUUCACUCAGACUAGAAGGCAGUAUGAAUGAAACCGAUAAUCAAAAAGUAUGGAAUUCAGAAUAUGGUGUAACACCACCUCGACGUUUAAGCACAUGUGCUCUACCUGUAGAUAGAAUGCUGCGUAAACAUUCAUUACAAGCCAAUCGAAAAUCGCUUAGUGUUGAAGAGUAUUCACCCGAAGAAAUAACUGAUCAACAACAACAACGACAACAGCAGAAGCUACAAGACGAUGAACAGAAUAAACAACAAAAAUCUCGAGAUAUUUCAACAAAGAAAACUACGCCAUCAUCCUAUUCAUCAUCAUCACCACUAACGACUCAUCAAAAGUUUCUUCUUGAAGGCGCUAGUCGUUAUGUUAUCUCUAAUCCACCGAAUCAUUUCCAAUUGUAUCGAAGUGAUUUGAUUUUUUGCCUAUGUCCAUUUGAAUGUGCAAUUCCUAGUUAA